Cavenderia fasciculata is the source of this 669-nucleotide messenger RNA. RefSeq lists its product as uncharacterized. Lineage: Eukaryota; Evosea; Eumycetozoa; Acytosteliales; Cavenderiaceae. The coding region runs from base 1 to 669 and encodes 222 amino acids. The transcript is spliced from 2 exons. The record is from RefSeq and is a predicted model, not a curated record.
AUGAAUAUCUUAUCAAGAACAAUUAAUCAUUCUAAAAAUUUCCUUACCGGAAAUCAUUUUCAAAAGGUAAUUCCAGGAUGUCAAUAUACAACCAACAAUAUUAGAGGAUCUUUAUAUGAAUAUGAACCAUUAUCAGAGAAUAUAGUUGUCACUGCAAGGGAACAAAAUAACUAUUUUGUAUUUGGAGAUAAAAAAGUAGGAGAAAUCUUGGAAAAGAAAAAAGAUAAUGAAAUUGUAACGGUUGGUGAACAUGAAUUGAUUAUCAAUGCCAUUAGAAAGAUGGUCGAUAAAAAGAUUGGAUCCAUUUUGGUAGUCAACUCUGAAAACAAACUAAAAGGUAUCUUUUCUGAAAGGGACUAUUUAUCAAAGGUAAAUUUGGCAGGUCUAUCAUCACGAGAGAGUCCAGUGGAGCAAGUCAUGACCAAAAACGUCAAAACAAUCAAGAGUGAUACCUGUACGUUGGACGCCAUGAAGAUUAUGACAACCAAGAAAUUCCGUCAUUUACCCGUUGUCGACAAUAACAAACAUAUCAUCGGUGUUGUUUCCAUUCAAGAUUUAAUCAAUUCUGUUCAUUCAAAUCAAAAAGAAACUAUUAAAUAUCUUCGUGAAUUUAUUAGCGAUUCCAACUCUUAUUCAUUGUCUGGUAAUUUUAAAAAUGAUGGAAAAUAA